GUGAUAUUUUCGUUCUCUUUUAACGUCACUAGUUAUUCAAUAACCAUGUCUGGUCGUGGCAAAGGUGGCAAAGUCAAGGGAAAGUCAAAGACUCGUUCAACAAGGGCUGGGCUUCAGUUCCCUGUGGGUCGUAUUCAUCGUCUUCUACGUAAAGGAAAUUAUGCCGAACGUGUCGGUGCUGGAGCUCCAGUAUACCUUGCUGCAGUCAUGGAGUAUUUGGCUGCUGAAGUUCUUGAAUUGGCAGGUAACGCUGCUCGUGACAACAAAAAGACCAGGAUCAUUCCCAGGCAUCUUCAGCUAGCCAUUCGUAACGACGAGGAGUUGAACAAGCUUCUGUCAGGAGUUACCAUCGCUCAGGGUGGUGUACUGCCCAACAUCCAGGCUGUUCUUCUUCCCAAGAAGACUGAGAAAAGCAGUUCUUAAAUUGGAUCUCAUCCAUUACAACCAAAUCGGCCCUUUUCAGGGCCACCAAAUAUUUUAACGUUGACAUAUUCUAUUUCACUUACUUAAGUUCAGGGAGUUACCCAUUGGGCGAGUUCAGCACUGAUCAUUUUAUUUUCCAUAUUGGUUAGUUAAGUGACAACAUUCAAAAUAUCUGAAUCACGGAAUGUUAGGCGAUUUUUGUUUAAAACUGUAAAUUACAUUCAUAACCACUAGCGAAAAGUUCUUGACAUUAUGUACUUAAACUCAAACAAGUAACAGGUCCAUGAUAUAUGGUCAAUGAGUUAAGAAAAAACUCAUUUUUCUACUUCAUUUAUUUGUGAGUACAAAUGUAUUUUGUGAAACUAUAGAAUAUCUUUAAUUCUAUUGUUUUUUUUUUUCAAUUUUUGAGAUGAAAUUUCUUUUUAUAUUUUCUUGGAUGGCGUUCGAAAUAUUUACAAAAUUUUGCAAGUCGCCUUCGCUAAUUAUUAUACUUAUUUUAGAAAAAAAAUUAACGAUUAUGCCAUGGAGCUUAAUUGGAUCUCAAAUUUGAUAACGAAUCAAAUUAUAAUCCAUCAUUUUGUGAAUUAUUAAUUUUUAAAUCGCUUUCUAAGAGUAAAAGGAUUCGAAAAAAUUUGUCUCCGCAAAAUCAGUUGCAGUAAAAUAAUAAAAAAAUUCCGAGGUACCUA
This is a messenger RNA of Diachasmimorpha longicaudata, 1109 nucleotides long. Its product is annotated as histone H2A. Lineage: Eukaryota; Metazoa; Arthropoda; Insecta; Hymenoptera; Braconidae. Bases 46 to 423 code for a protein of 125 amino acids. Gene Ontology annotation, biological process: heterochromatin formation. The record is from RefSeq and is a predicted model, not a curated record. Gene Ontology annotation, cellular component: chromatin; nucleosome. The transcript has a single exon. Gene Ontology annotation, molecular function: structural constituent of chromatin; protein heterodimerization activity; DNA binding.